Messenger RNA from Culicoides brevitarsis, 1408 nucleotides. Its product is annotated as battenin-like. The coding region runs from base 116 to 1363 and encodes 415 amino acids. The transcript has 6 exons. NCBI's taxonomy places the organism in Eukaryota, Metazoa, Arthropoda, Insecta, Diptera, Ceratopogonidae. Gene Ontology annotation, cellular component: membrane; lysosome. Gene Ontology annotation, biological process: regulation of intracellular pH; lysosome organization. The record is from RefSeq and is a predicted model, not a curated record.
AAAAAAAAAAGAAAUGCUCUGAAAAUUUAAUUUUCGAAGAAUUUCUCACGCCUGCUAUUUAUAAACUGAAUCAAAAUCACGGAAAACAUCGCCCUUGACCGAUUUGAAGCAAACAAUGAAAGAUCAAACAAAAGAUAAGGCAAUUUCGAAGAUUGUCUGUACAAUUACCAAUGAGCCAGACAAAGCUAAAGACGCGGGAUUAUGGAGAGAUUUGGUUGCUUUUUGGUUUUUAGGCAUUUGUAAUAAUUAUGGGUUUAUUGUCAUGCUCGCAGCUGCACAUGACAUAAUUCACGAACUUUCGCCGGACCAACCGAGCGACGUGAAAUUCGUAAGAAAUUGCAAUUCAAUGUCCACAGGCACAGUAUUGCUCGCUGACAUCGUUCCCGCAAUCAUCAUCAAAAUAUUUUCUUCGUUCGUCGUUGGAUUCGUACACACGAAAGUCAUCAUGGCAAUGAUUCUGACGAUCAUUAGUUUCGUCACUGUGGCAUUUGCCGAUACAGAAUGGCUCGCAUUGCUCGGCGUCGUAUUGACAUCACUCAGUAUGGGAUUGGGCGAAACGGCUCUCGUUGGAUAUUUGACGCGUUUUAAUCGUUCGUGCAUUUCUUGUUGGAGUUCGGGAACGGGAGGCGCCGGAUUAAUUGGAACAAUUUCGUAUUCAGCCAUGAAGCAAAUUGGAAUUUCGAAUAAAACGUUGAUGUUGUGCAUGAUUUCGGUGCCUAUCUUUGAAGCUUUUAUCUUUUGGGGGCUUUUGAGGCAUCGAGAAUUGCCGAAAACGGAGGAAAAUGAAGAGACGGAAGUCAAAGAUGCGGAAAAACAAGAAGAAUUGGGAGCUCCAAGUAUUUUGGAUAGGAUAAAAUACAUCCCGAAGUUGCUGAGAUACAUGAUUCCGCUCUUUAUCGUCUAUUUUUCGCAAUAUUUUAUCAAUCAAGGAUUGUUGGAGCUAAUUUACUUCCCGAACAUUUGGUUGAAGAAAGCAGAUCAAUAUCGUUGGUUUCAAGCAACUUAUCAAAUAAGCGUUUUUAUCUCCCGUUCAUCCAUCAACUUGGUCAAGUUCAAGGCAGUUUGGCUUCUUGCUCUGUUACAAUGCGGAAAUCUCGUGUAUUUACUCUUCGAAGCAAUUUAUUACUUUUCGCCAAAUAUUUACGUCGUUUUUCUCGUCGUAUUUCUCGAAGGUCUUUUCGGCGGAGGAGCUUAUGCCAAAACAUUUUAUCGCGUCUCCGAAGAAAUUCCUGAACGUCAAAGACAAUUUUCGAUGUCGAUCAUCACAGUAAGUGACACUCCCGGGAUCGCACUUUCAGGAUUAAUUGCAAUGCCCGUACACAAUGCGAUCUGUAACUUGCCAAUUCCCGGAAGGUUGUUGUAAUUUUUGGAGAAUUUCAGGUGAAAAUUCAAAUAAAGUCGUUUUAUG